This is a messenger RNA of Umbelopsis ramanniana AG, 1329 nucleotides long. RefSeq lists its product as uncharacterized. Gene Ontology annotation, biological process: proteasome-mediated ubiquitin-dependent protein catabolic process. The coding region runs from base 29 to 1264 and encodes 411 amino acids. Gene Ontology annotation, molecular function: ATP binding; proteasome-activating activity; ATP hydrolysis activity. The record is from RefSeq and is a predicted model, not a curated record. The transcript has 4 exons. Lineage: Eukaryota; Fungi; Mucoromycota; Umbelopsidomycetes; Umbelopsidales; Umbelopsidaceae. Gene Ontology annotation, cellular component: proteasome regulatory particle, base subcomplex.
CCUUGUCAAAGCAACCUUAGUGAUCACCAUGGAAGAGAUUGGCGUGCAAAUACUACCCUCUCACAAAGAACUUGCUACUCCUAAGAACAAGACUACGCUGUUGGAAGAACUCGCAGAACAGGAUUUGUACACAAAACUAAAGAAGCUCCAGCGACAUUUAGAAUUCCUCGAACUGCAAGAAGAUUAUAUCAAGGAUGAGCAGAAGAAUUUGAAGCGAGAGCUCAUUCGAGCCCAAGAAGAAGUGCAACGUAUACAGUCAGUACCUUUAGUCAUUGGUCAGUUCCUGGAACCGAUUGAUCAGCAUACUGGUAUUGUGGGCUCCACCACUGGCUCCAACUACGUUGUUCGCAUUCUCAGCACAAUCGAUCGUGAACUCUUGAAACCAAGCGCGUCUGUAGCUCUCCAUCGCCACUCCAACGCACUUGUUGAUGUUCUUCCACCGGAAGCUGACAGCAGUAUCGCCAUGUUGGGAGCGGAUGAAAAGCCAGAUGUAGCAUAUUCAGAUGUUGGUGGAUUAGAUAUACAAAAGCAAGAAAUCCGAGAAGCUGUUGAAUUGCCACUCACGCACUUUGACCUGUAUCGUCAAAUCGGUAUCGACCCACCACGCGGUGUUUUGCUAUAUGGUCCACCCGGUACUGGUAAAACCAUGUUGGUUAAAGCAGUUGCUCAUCAUACGACGGCGAGCUUCAUCAGAGUGGUUGGAUCUGAAUUCGUACAAAAAUACUUGGGUGAAGGUCCACGAAUGGUCCGUGAUGUAUUCAGACUAGCUCGCGAAAACUCACCCUCCAUCAUUUUCAUCGAUGAAAUCGAUGCUAUUGCCACGAAGCGUUUCGAUGCUCAAACCGGAGCAGAUCGAGAAGUCCAGCGUAUUCUUCUUGAAUUGCUUAAUCAGAUGGAUGGUUUUGAUCAAACGUCGAACGUCAAGGUCAUCAUGGCAACGAACCGUGCAGAUACACUUGACCCAGCAUUGCUGAGACCUGGUCGAUUGGAUCGUAAAAUAGAAUUCCCCACACCCGACAGACGCCAAAAGCGACUGAUUUUCAGCACAAUCACAGCAAAGAUGAAUCUCUCUGAGGAAGUUGAUUUAGAAGACUUUGUUUCGCGACCUGAUAAACUCUCUGGAGCAGAGAUUGCUGCCAUCUGCCAGGAAGCAGGAAUGCAUGCUGUUAGGAAGAACCGUUAUGUUAUUCUCAGCAAAGAUAUUGAGAAGGGCUACAAGUCCAAUGUUAAGAAAGCAGAUAUCAACUUUGAAUUUUAUAAAUAACCACCCGACUGACAGUAAUAAAAAUUUGUUUGUCUUCUCUUUUUUUUUCUACAUCCUUUUUUACA